This is a messenger RNA of Toxotes jaculatrix (banded archerfish), 927 nucleotides long. RefSeq names its product proliferation associated nuclear element (gene pane1). The transcript has 6 exons. Bases 101 to 655 code for a protein of 184 amino acids. NCBI's taxonomy places the organism in Eukaryota, Metazoa, Chordata, Actinopteri, Toxotidae. The record is from RefSeq and is a predicted model, not a curated record.
GCGCGAGAGAAGAUGGACUGAAGAGAGGUUGCGCAGAGAAUUUAUUUAUUACAUUGGGAAAACUUAGACUGUUUUAAGUGCCUGUUUUUCUAAAAUCAGGAUGUCGUUGCUGAAACCCUUCAGUAAGCUGCCUGGUUUGAACACAGCGAACGUCUUGCUGGUGGAAAGCGAGGAGCAGUUUCAGCAGAGUUUAGCAGACGUUCUGGUUGAGGAAACUGCUGUCACUGUGAAUGUGAGACUAGCCAAGAGUCUUCCUCUGCCCAUGGAGAAUGAGGAGAGUCGUCCUAGAAUAGACCUCGUGGUUUUCAUCAUCAGCCUCACCUCAGAGCUCAGUUUCCAGUCAGCAGAAGCUUCCCUGAAAUGUUUGGACCCUGGAUAUUUCCUUGGAAAAGUCUGUUUCAUGGUCACUAAUGCUCGAAACUCUUCAGUCCCCCCAGAGCGUCUGGACGCUGUCAGAAAACUGGCUGCUUCGCUCCACUGCCCCCUGCUGUUUGCAGAGGAUCAGACACCAGAUGGUGUGACCAAUGCUGCAGAGAGGCUGCUGACCAUCCUGAAGGUGGCGGCUGGUCUUGUUCCCAUGGCUACUGCUCUCUACUUGUCCAGCCUGACACGAUGCACCGUGCCCCCAGACGUCGACCAGCCGAGCUUUGAUUAGCUCCUGUGACAGAUUUUUUUUAUUUCUUUUCAACUGAUGUUCCCUUAUUUUAUCAUGUAUAUAUUUAUUUGUGGUUCUGUCUUGUCCUCACAGUAGCAUUUUGUUUUGGGCUUAUCUCUUUUGUUUUUCUGCUGAAGUGCAUAAAAGUAGAACUGGGGCUGAAAUCCAAAUAAGCAUAACCAUAAAGAAAACAUGUGAGGAAGAUAGAAGACAUUUUGACAUGUCACUUCAGGAAAACAGGUGUACAUAAUAAAAUUAAAAUAGGUGCUCCA